UACUAGCGCCAGGUCAAACGAAGACCUCCCACAGAAGCCACACCUGACACCGAGUCCGACGCCAGCGCCACCUGGUGGAAGCAGUAAAGUAGGCAGCAACAGCAGCAGCAGCAGCACAGGUGGCACUAUGGGGAGCAGUGUGCCGACCACCACGAAUACCGUCACAUCACCCGCCACCAACGUGAACAGCUGUUCGUUAUCGUCAAAUGAGACGUACAGUGGCGGGGGGCGGCCGAAAUUGGUGAGCCAGACCUCGCUGAGUGGCAGCACCGUGGUUGGAAGUGGUUUGCAUGGCUGUGGGGGUCUUAUCAGCCUAGCUGGCAGCGGGGGUGGGUGCAACAGUGCCCAGCGUCAACAGGUACAGAGGCAACGCUCGUUUAAGCGUUCAGACGACGAGCUGAUCAAGAGGUCGCGAGUGCACUCCAGCUCAUAUGAACUUUCGCAAGACUUACAGGAGAAGCAGCUGGAGAUGCUGGAGAGGAAGUACGGAGGCACGAUCCGUUCGAGGCGCGCGGCACGUGUGAUUCAGCGCGCUUUCCGCAAAUACUGCAUGAAUAAGAACUUUGAGAAGUUGCGCAAUUCCGUUGGUGAGCGCCGGUUGUCGAAACGGCUGUCGGAACUGGGUCGCAGCAACACCGUCUGGACGGACAGAAUCAGCUGUGAGAUGAUGCAGUAUACCACGACGACGACAGCAGCCACGGGUGGCACGGUGGGUGGGAUCGCAGCUGGCUGCGACGGGUUGCAGAAUUAUGGCGUGGGCGGCGUAGCGUUGACGAUGGCGGAGAGCAAACAGAAGCUGUUGGACCACGAGAAAUCGGAGAGCGUGCGGAAGCGAAUCGCGGAGAUUGAGGCGCGGAAGAACCUCGACAACCGACUGCAUCAUCACCACCACCCUCAGCAGCAGCAGCAGACCCAGCAAUAUCACCAGAUGUCACUGGAUGCCUCUCUGAAGGUGGAGGGCCUGAGGAGGACCGCACAGCAGCGCAAGGAGAAGCGCCGGCUGGAGAGGUCGGCCGAGAUCGACCUCAGCUGUAUUCCCAGUGAGAACGUGAUGGAGGAGGAGGAGGAAGAAGAGGAGGAGGAGGAGGUGGAGGAGGAAGCGUACGAGAGGCGAGACGAGAACGAGAUCACGGCGAAGAGCGGCGGCGACGGUGAUGAGAAGGCGGUGACGGGGUCGGAGAAGAAGGGAGACAACAGCAGCAGCAAGAACAAGGGGCAGCAGCAAGGGAGCAACAGUACGUGCUGUGGCGUCGUUGCCGGGGUUGUAGUCGGUGGCAACAGCAACAACCGGCGACAGGCGACGAACGCAGGCCAGAGCCCCGUCUCUUCUUCCUCUUCGACGCCGAUAACGGCAUCAAGCACGACGAACGUGAUGCAGCAGCAGGAGCCGAAUAACAAUCGCAACUCCUACCCCGAGCUAAACGACAGCAGUGCGAGUGAUUCCCCGCAGGCGACCCCUGUUGAGAGCGCGGUCGACCUGCACAGCCUGGAUUUUGAGAAUCUUCUGGAGAGCAAAGAGACGGACAUUUUGAGCGAUAGUUUCCAUAGCGACAGCGUGCAUAGCGACGGCAGCAAUCAGGAAGCUGGUUCGUUGAUCGGCCAUCAUCACAAACCGGCCGUCCUGUCAUCCCUGUCGUCCGUCGAUCAACUCGACCCGCGCCUGCACGCCACCAAGGACGGCCACGGCGGCUCGUGCGACAGCAUGGGCCGGCUCUAUCCGGAGUCCGGCUUUGCAGCAGAGCUGCCGCCGGAGGUUCAAAUCAAGGUUGAUCUAGCGUCCCCCGAGGACACGGGACUCGGGGACAGGAAGACGCUCAGUGAAGAAUCGAUAAAGUUUUAUGUGAAUUCGAAAGUGAAACUGCGCGGCACGGGUAGCGGCGGUAGUAGUGGUGGUGGCGGUGGUGGUGGUGUGAACAGCGGAGGUAAUGGUGGUGGUGGGGGAGCCGGAAAUGUUUCCAGUGUGCGGGAACUGAAGGACAAGAAGGUGUUGGGUGGCGUGCCACCACAAGUGACCCCCGGUGUCGCUCCCCCUCCUCACCACCACCACCAACACCACCACCAUCAUCAUUCACAUCGGUGUGGCCCGGAGGCGUCGCCGAUCUGGAAGCGGAAGAGCGCGACGGGCGUGCUCGGCGGCUCCGGGUCGGGUGCCGCGGCCGCGCCGCCUUCGGCGCCCACCGUCGCGGCCGUGGCUGCAGCGGCGGCGGCCGGCGGUGUGGGGGUGGUGGGGGGCUGCACGGCGGCCAUGUCGGCGAUGAUGAACAAGGGGGGCGGUGGUGGGGGAGGCGGCGGAGAGGUGAAGCGGAUGAGCAACAUCUCGGAGACGAGUGAACCGGAGAGCGUGGACGGGCAGUGCUCCAGCUCGCCCAGUUCGGACAAUGUGAGUUCGGAGAACAUUAGCAUAGGCAGCGAAAACAGUAUCAGUUACCAGCGGAAAAUCCGGAUUAGUGUGACCCCGGACCAGCACGUCACCUCCCGCAUCGGAGACAAGGAACGGAAACGACUCUACAGGAUAGGAUUGAAUCUAUUCAACAAAAAACCAGAAAAGGGGCUACGGUUCCUCAUUGAGCAUGGUUUUGUCGACCAUUUACCGGCAAAUAUUGCCAAAUUCCUGCUUACACGCAAAGGACUCAGCAAACAGAUGAUUGGAGAGUACCUAGGAAAUUUGCAGAAUCCAUUAAACCAAGAAGUUUUAGAUUAUUUUGCUGAAGAAAUCGAUCUCUCUGGACUCCAAGUUGACGUGGCACUUCGCAAGUUUCAGUCUUCUUUCAGGAUGCCCGGUGAAGCACAGAAAAUUGAAAAAUUAAUGGAAGCAUUUGCCCACCGCUACUGUAUAUGUAACCCCGACCAAAUCAAGAACUUCCGUAACCCCGACACCAUCUUCCUGCUGGCCUUUGCCAUAAUCAUGCUCAACACGGACCUUCACAACUCCAACAUCAAGAGUGACAAACGCAUGAAGCUGGAGGACUUUAUCAAGAACCUCCGAGGGAUCGAUGAGACAGAUGACAUAGAUAGGGAUUUACUAAGAGGGAUCUACGAGAGGAUCCGGGUACAGGAUUUCCAACCUGGGGUGGAUCACCAAUCACAAGUGAUGAAAGUGGAGCAGACUAUCGUCGGAAAGAAACCGCAAUUGGCGUUACCGCACCGGCGGCUAGUAUGUUAUUGCCGACUUUACGAGAUCCAUGACCCUUACAAGAAAGAGAAGAUUGGUCUGCAUCAGCGGGAAGUCUUUCUUUUUAAUGAUAUUAUUCUGAUUACCAAAAUAUUUAGUAAGAAAAAAACAGGUAUCACUUACUCCUUCAAGCAGUAUUUCUCACUGUACGGCAUGCAGGCGUAUCUGUUUGAGACCUCACAUUAUCAAUACGGAAUUAGGUUGUCAAGCAAUGGUAAAGUCCUUAUCACGUUUAACGCUCGGAACGACCACGAUCGGCAGAAGUUUGUCGAAGACCUCAAAGAAGCUAUCCUUGAGACGACCGGAUUAGAGAGUUUGCGUAUUGAGGAGGAGUUACAACGGCACCGUGCCACUCGGAACACAAUCGACGACGACUCGCGAGUGCUGAUCUAUGAUGUGCUGAAACCGUCGGAGCCCGCGGUAAAUAGACUAUCUGCUCCUGAGUGUGGUAUCAAGAAGUCUUCUUUGUCAAGUUCUCUACUAGAUAUUUGUGAAGGUCAAGGGCUGAAACGAGAAGACAGCGGUGGUGGAGGAUCAACAGACAGCGGUGUGAUUCGUUUUGCCGGGGUCAAAGUUCAUAUCUCCCAGUCUCACCUGGGACAGAGUAGUCCUCAUCCUCCUCCACUUCAUCCUCAUCAUCAUCUAACCCAGGCCUCGGUUGGCACCGCGAACACCCCCUGUUGUGACGAUCCCGUAACUCUACAACACCAGCACUACCACCAACAACAACAACAACAACAACAGCAGCAAGUCAUAUCAUCCAAAAACAACAACGGUCCCACCACGACCACCACUAGCGCCACCUCAUCUUGUGCGAAGGCUGCAGGCGGCCGCAAAUACCGCACUCUUCCCCCACACCACCACACGGCCAGUGGGGGCGCCGGGAGUGGCAUUGUCAUCUUCAGCAAGUCCCACACUCAGACUCUCCAUCAUCAUCAUCAACAGCAGCAGCAGCAGCAACAGAAGAAGAGACAGCAGCAGGCGAAGCGUGGCGUUGUGGUUGUAGAGUCGGUCAACCGUAGCAGUAGUAGCAACAGUAUAAACCCUUCCGCCACGACCACCACCACAACGGGAACCAGUAACAAUCGACUGUCCAGCCCACACAUCAACUUUAGACCAACUGUACCCGAGGGGACAGAAGUAUGAUAUACACACACAUAGGUGUAUAUAUAUAUAUAUAUACACACACACAUAUAUAUAUAUAUAUAUACAUAUAUAUAUAUACAUAUACAUAUAUAU
This is a messenger RNA of Octopus sinensis (East Asian common octopus), 4411 nucleotides long. RefSeq names its product IQ motif and SEC7 domain-containing protein 2. Lineage: Eukaryota; Metazoa; Mollusca; Cephalopoda; Octopoda; Octopodidae. Bases 128 to 4318 code for a protein of 1396 amino acids. Gene Ontology annotation, molecular function: guanyl-nucleotide exchange factor activity; protein binding. Gene Ontology annotation, biological process: regulation of ARF protein signal transduction; actin cytoskeleton organization. The record is from RefSeq and is a predicted model, not a curated record. The transcript has 13 exons.